UGCUGUAUGCGCAGUACGGGGCGGACCGGUACAUAACCCGGAUGCAGAAGCCCAUGUGCAGUCCUGUCUUCAGCUCCACACGACUGUCCUCUCCUCCAGUCUUGUCGCUCCGUGCGGUGUCCUCGCAGCAUUUCCCAGCUCUUGCCUCGCAGAAAUGUUUCGUCUACCUACAGUCAUGAAGCAGGUGAGGCCUGUGUGUCGGGCGCUGGCCCCUCACCUCACACGAGCGUAUGCCAAGGAUGUGAAGUUUGGGGCCGACGCUCGCGCCCUCAUGCUGCAGGGGGUGGACCUGCUGGCUGAUGCUGUGGCCGUCACUAUGGGGCCGAAGGGUCGCACUGUCAUCAUCGAGCAGAGUUGGGGCAGUCCUAAGGUCACCAAGGAUGGCGUGACGGUGGCUAAAAGCAUCGAACUGAAGGAUAAGUACAAGAACAUCGGAGCCAAGUUGGUACAGGACGUGGCCAACAACACCAACGAGGAGGCCGGCGACGGCACAACCACGGCCACAGUGCUGGCUCGGGCCAUCGCCAAGGAGGGCUUCGACAACAUCAGCAAAGGUGCGAAUCCCGUGGAGAUCCGGCGUGGAGUCAUGAUGGCCGUAGAGACCAUCAUCAAUGAGCUGAAGAUGCUCUCUAAGCCUGUUACAACCCCAGAGGAGAUUGCACAGGUUGCUACGAUCUCAGCCAAUGGCGAUGUGGAAAUUGGUAACAUCAUAUCCAAUGCUAUGAAGAGAGUUGGCCGUAAGGGGGUCAUCACAGUAAAGGAUGGGAAGACGUUGCAGGAUGAGCUGGAGAUCAUUGAGGGCAUGAAGUUUGACCGUGGCUACAUCUCUCCUUACUUCAUCAACACUGCUAAAGGCCAGAAGUGUGAGUUCCAGGACGCCUACCUGCUGCUGAGCGAGAAGAAGAUCUCCGGCGUCCAGAGCAUUGUGCCAGCCCUGGAAAUCGCCAACCAGCAUCGCAAACCUCUGGUUAUCGUAGCUGAGGAUGUGGAUGGAGAAGCACUGAGCACUCUGGUUCUAAACAGGCUGAAGGUUGGGCUUCAGGUGGUUGCUGUCAAAGCUCCAGGUUUCGGGGACAACAGGAAGAACCAGCUGAAGGAUAUGGCCAUCGCCACCGGCGGCACGGUGUUUGGUGAUGAAGCUCUAGGUCUGGCUCUCGAGGACAUUCAAGCUCACGACUUCGGCAGAGUGGGUGAGGUACAGAUCACCAAGGAUGACACCCUGCUGCUGAAGGGUGGAGGCACCCCUGCUGACAUCGAGAAGCGGGCAGCGGAGAUUGUGGAGCAGCUGGAGAGCACCACCAGCGACUAUGAGAAAGAGAAGCUCAACGAGAGGCUGGCAAAGCUGUCUGACGGUGUGGCCGUUCUGAAGGUGGGAGGAACCAGUGAUGUUGAGGUGAAUGAGAAGAAGGACCGUGUGACUGAUGCUCUGAACGCCACCCGGGCUGCUGUAGAGGAAGGCAUCGUUCCUGGUGGAGGAUGUGCUCUGCUGCGCUGCAUCCCUGCCCUGGACAUGCUGAAAACUGCCAACAGUGACCAGAAGAUCGGUGUUGACAUCAUCAGGCGGUCGCUCCGUAUUCCUGCCAUGACUAUUGCCAAGAACGCUGGUGUGGAGGGGUCCCUGGUGGUGGAGAAGAUCCUGCAGGGAUCACCUGAAAUGGGCUAUGAUGCCAUGCAGGGAGAGUACGUCAACAUGGUGGAGAAGGGCAUCAUUGAUCCCACCAAGGUGGUACGGACAGCGCUGAUGGACGCUGCAGGAGUUGCAUCUCUACUUUCGACUGCUGAGGCUGUCGUCACCGAGAUGCCCAAGGAGGAAAAGGAGAUGCCAGGAGGCAUGGGCGGAAUGGGUGGUAUGGGAGGAAUGGGAGGCGGCAUGGGUUUCUGAGCCAGGCCUCCUGACCUUGGAACAGACUGAACCAUCAGAUUUGAGGUGGAGGAUGGACUCCUCUGCCAAAAUUGACCACGAUUCAUUUGGAGCUUCAAAUGGUUUGAUGGCUCAGUGGACUGAAAGCUAACAGCCCAUUUGGUGCACCAGAGCCCUCCUUAAUAUUCCACACUGGUACACAACUCAUCAUGUAACAUGCUCAGAGGGAAACGCUAGCAUGGGGUUCAUCAAAAGGAUAAUUUGGCUUUGUUUCAGCCUGGUGGCUUUAAUUUGACCCGUCUGUGUGGGGCAAGCUAUCUGCAGAACAACGAGGAGGUUUAGAUGGGUUCAACCAGUUCAGCAUUGGAAAAAGUUGCACUUCUCUCAUACAUUCUACUCUAUAGCAUGCCUCUGGCUUGUUUCCCUGAAUCUGGUUGUGUGUUGGUGUGUUAAGCUGUAUUCUAUCAGGCUGAAACAAACAAGAUUCAUUCUUUAGUGGACCACAGAGAGAGCAGGCCUUUAAUGGAUUGUCUGGAUUUUUGUUUUGUAGUAGUAUUCUGUUAAUUCUUAUGUUUGUGUUUUUGUAAUAUACAUGUCUGUCAUCAUUGAUCUGAAUUAAACCAGUUUUCUUACAGACAUUA
This is a messenger RNA of Girardinichthys multiradiatus, 2502 nucleotides long. It is a transcript of the gene hspd1, whose product is annotated as heat shock 60 protein 1. Gene Ontology annotation, biological process: T cell activation; positive regulation of T cell activation; apoptotic mitochondrial changes. Gene Ontology annotation, cellular component: mitochondrial inner membrane; mitochondrial matrix. The record is from RefSeq and is a predicted model, not a curated record. Gene Ontology annotation, molecular function: protein-folding chaperone binding; ATP-dependent protein folding chaperone; ATP binding. Bases 155 to 1882 code for a protein of 575 amino acids. The transcript is spliced from 11 exons. Lineage: Eukaryota; Metazoa; Chordata; Actinopteri; Cyprinodontiformes; Goodeidae.